Molecule: messenger RNA, 1627 nt
Organism: Populus nigra (black poplar)
Lineage: Eukaryota; Viridiplantae; Streptophyta; Magnoliopsida; Malpighiales; Salicaceae
Product: biotin synthase, mitochondrial-like
Exons: 6
Coding region: 216-1364 (382 amino acids)
Biological process (GO): biotin biosynthetic process
Cellular component (GO): mitochondrion
Molecular function (GO): 2 iron, 2 sulfur cluster binding; biotin synthase activity
Source: RefSeq, a predicted model, not a curated record
AACAGGUCCCCUUCGAAGAAGUAAAACCAAACUAGAGCGGUUGGGGGUUAGGUGGUUUGCCUUCUCUCCAUCUAACUCUUCUUGCUGGCUGCUUCUACUGCUGUUGUCCAUUCCUUCCUAACAUCUAAAAGUAAAACCUCUUUCUCUUCACUCCAGUUUUCUCCUCGUUUUUAACGAAAGGAAAAACAACCCCUAAUAACACAAAACGAAAGACAAUGCUGUCAAUUAGAUCAACCUUUAGAUCACAACUAAGACUGAGUUCUGUCACUCUCUCCUCGUUAUGUUAUUCAUCGUCAUCAGCUGCAGCAAUUCAAGCGGAAAAAACUAUCAAAGAUGGUCCCAGGAAUGAUUGGACGCGUCAAGAAAUCAAGGAAGUUUAUGACUCUCCUCUUCUUGAUCUCCUCUUUCAUGGGGCUCAAGUUCAUAGAUAUGCUCAUAAUUUUAGAGAAGUUCAGCAAUGUACUUUGCUUUCUAUAAAGACUGGUGGGUGUAGUGAGGAUUGUUCUUAUUGUCCUCAAUCUUCAAGGUAUAAUACUGGACUCAAGGCUCAGAGGCUCAUGACUAAAGAAACUGUUAUCGAGGCUGCUAAAAGGGCAAAAGAGGCUGGUAGCACACGUUUUUGCAUGGGUGCUGCUUGGAGAGAUACGAUAGGAAGGAAGACCAACUUUAACCAGAUUUUAGAUUAUGUGAAAGAAAUCAGGGGUAUGGGCAUGGAGGUUUGCUGUACCUUGGGCAUGCUAGAGAAGCAGCAGGCUGUAGAACUGAAGAAGGCUGGUCUUACAGCUUAUAACCAUAAUCUUGAUACCUCAAGAGAAUAUUACCCAAACAUCAUCACUACAAGAUCCUAUGACAAACGCUUGGAAACCCUUGAACAUGUCCGUGAAGCAGGAAUUAGUGUCUGCUCAGGGGGCAUAAUAGGGCUUGGAGAAGCAGAGGAAGACCGAGUUGGUUUAUUGCAUACAUUGGCAACCCUCCCUACACACCCAGAGAGUGUUCCAAUCAAUGCAUUAGUUGCAGUGAAAGGCACCCCUCUACAAGAACAAAAGCCAGUUGAAAUAUGGGAGAUGAUUCGAAUGAUUGGCUCUGCACGUAUAGUUAUGCCAAAAGCAAUGGUCAGAUUAUCAGCUGGGAGAGUGCGUUUCUCAAUGGCCGAGCAGGCUCUGUGCUUUCUUGCUGGUGCAAAUUCCAUCUUCACUGGCGAGAAGCUACUGACAACCCCCAACAAUGAUUAUGAUGCAGAUCAACUUAUGUUCAAGGUUCUCGGUUUGAUUCCAAAAGCACCCAGCUUCUCUGCCGAGGAAGAGAAGGCUUGUGCUUGUGAAGCAGAGCAUUGUCAGGAAGCAGUUUCAAGUAGUUCAGGUUGAAAUCACUUGUUCGAACAGAGUUUAUAUCUAAAUUUCAUCUAGGUUCUUUUUACCUUCAAUGAAAAUUGCCUAUGGCGUGUGACAAAUUUGAACUGCACUAGUUGGGUUCAAAGAACCUUGCAAAAGUGCAGGUAUUAGUAUUUUGCAGCAAUCUAUUAUGGUAACAUCAAGAAUGCAUAGCAAGGUGCUGCAACUUUUUACUUCGUUGCAGUAUUAUUGCCAUGCUGUGUUUAUAUCUAGACUAGAAUGAUCUGUUGUGAGUA